Papaver somniferum (opium poppy) is the source of this 1798-nucleotide messenger RNA. RefSeq names its product hydroxymethylglutaryl-CoA synthase-like. Gene Ontology annotation, molecular function: hydroxymethylglutaryl-CoA synthase activity. Gene Ontology annotation, biological process: acetyl-CoA metabolic process. The transcript has 12 exons. The coding region runs from base 211 to 1596 and encodes 461 amino acids. NCBI's taxonomy places the organism in Eukaryota, Viridiplantae, Streptophyta, Magnoliopsida, Ranunculales, Papaveraceae. The record is from RefSeq and is a predicted model, not a curated record.
AAUUUCACAAACUCACGAGUCGCGUUGGCUGCAUAUUUGUUUUUGGUUCCGGUCGGACCGGUCAUGAAAUUUCCUCCGUCUAUAAAUACCGAUUUAUUCGUUGCCUAAAUCUCUCACCAUUUCUUCUUCAUUCUUCCUUCCUUCCUCUCUCUCCAAAACAGCUCGAUCGAUCUAGGGUUCUCUGAAGGAAUUCAAAGAAAUUGUCUAAAGAUGGGUUCAAAUCAGAAGGAUGUUGGAAUUCUUGCUAUGGAAAUGUAUUUCCCUCCUACUUGUGUUCAACAGGAAGCAUUGGAGGCUCAUGACGGUGCCAGUAAAGGAAAAUACACCAUUGGGUUGGGACAAGAUUGCAUGGCGUUUUGUUCCGAAUUGGAAGAUGUCAUUUCAAUGAGUUUGACAGCCGUUAGCUCUUUACUCGAAAAGUAUAAAAUUGACCCUAAACAAAUUGGACGCCUGGAAGUCGGCAGUGAAACCGUGAUUGACAAGAGCAAGUCGAUAAAGACCUUCCUGAUGACAAUCUUUGAGGAAUGUGAUAACACUGACAUUGAGGGUGUUGACUCCACAAAUGCAUGCUACGGAGGAACUGCAGCUUUGUUCAACGUUGUGAAUUGGGUGGAGAGUAAUUCCUGGGAUGGACGAUAUGGUCUUGUUGUGUGCACUGAUAGUGCGGUCUAUGCAGAAGGACCUGCCCGCCCCACUGGAGGAGCAGCUGCUAUUGCUAUGUUGAUUGGUCCAGACGCACCAAUUGCCUUUGAAAGCAAAUAUAGAGGAUCCCAUAUGUCUCAUGUCUAUGAUUUUUACAAGCCCAACCUAGCCAGUGAAUACCCGGUCGUUGACGGAAAACUUUCACAAACUUGUUACCUUAUGGCACUCGAUUCCUGCUACAAACGCUUUUGUGCUAAGUACGAGAAAUGCCAGGGUAAGCAAUUCUCGAUGGAUGAUGCAGACUACUUUGUAUUUCAUUCACCUUACAACAAGCUCGUGCAGAAAAGUUUUGCUCGAUUGUACUUCAUGGAUUUCUUAAGAAACGCCAGCUCUGUUGACGAGGCUUCAAAAGAAAAGCUUGCACCAUUUGCAGCUCUAUCCGGUGAAGAAAGCUACGCGAGUCGGGAUCUUGAGAAGACAUCCCAAACUGUUGCAAAGAAUCUUUAUGCUGAGAAGGUUGGACCUACCACUUUGUUGCCCAAACAAGUCGGUAAUAUGUACACUGCAUCACUCUAUGCGGCAUUUGCUUCUCUUCUUCACAACAAAAAUAGCUCACUGGGUGGUAAACGUGUAAUAAUGUUCUCUUAUGGAAGUGGUUUAAGUUCCACAAUGUUCUCAUUCCGAAUGAGGGAAGGUUCACAUCCAUUCAGCUUAUCAAACAUUGCAACUGUAAUGGAUGUCGCGCACAAGUUGGAGUCCAGACAUGAGGUUACUCCUGAAAAAUUCGUCGAAACCAUGCAACUCAUGGAGCACAGGUACGGAGGGAAAGACUUCGUAACGAGCAAGGACACAAGCCUGUUAACUUCAGGCACAUACCAUCUUACCGAAGUCGACUCCAUGUACCGCAGAUUCUACUCCAAGAAGUCAAGUGCUGCAGUGCAAAAUGGUCACUAGAAAAAUAGUGAAGGAUGGAAAUGUCAGCAGAAGAUCUGCCGAAGAAUUGCUUUUGUAUUUUCAUUGUUGUUGUUAGUGCUUUAGAAUAAUUCUUAUUUAUGAUUUGUACAAGUUAAAUUAUUUCCAAACCUGUGGUUUGCCUAUUAGCAAUUGUAAUAGGAUUCAUCUCCUCUUAAUAUAUCCAUUCAAGUGUUCCACUCCA